This is a messenger RNA of Spodoptera exigua (beet armyworm), 804 nucleotides long. Lineage: Eukaryota; Metazoa; Arthropoda; Insecta; Lepidoptera; Noctuidae. The record is from the annotation of a GenBank genome assembly.
AUGGCCGCCUUGUUCGCAGUGGCGGUGCUGGGCGCCGCCGCCGCCGCCUCCAACGUCGAGACCUUCUUCCAAGAGAACCGUCGCCUGGCAAAAGCGACGGUGGAAGCACUCCAAGACUCCAAGUUUGACGAAGAGCUACUGUUCGACCUGAAGAAGGAAAACCAGGUGUACCUGAACCGGACCAUGUCGCUGGUCAUCAAAUAUAUUGUCAAACGCGAAGUAGACAAUUACCGCUCGCGGCGCACCGAUGCAAUCAGCCGGAGAAUCUACUCCUCACUCAUCAUGAAACUUAUCGAUAUUGCCAAGGACCUACCCCGCAACACGACGGCUCAGAACCGCAUCGACACAGCACACCGCUACUACAUGUCAGUAGAGAGCAGGGACAUGCACGACCAGAUGGCUGAUGUCCAGGUGUUCCAUGCCUGCGCCAGGCUUUACGAUAUCUUGUUCACUGCCCCUAGGAUCCUAGCUCAACUAGGAAAGCUAGACGACCUGACUCCAAGGAUCUUGGUGAGGAAGCUGAAGGAUAUGGAGAUCAAACCAGUGCAUCUUGCAAUAGCACUGCUCAUACAGUACCAUCUCCGCAACACAGUCAACUUCGCGAUCAGAUCCAAGUCUUUAGAAGUUCUGUCUACCAAGCCGCAGAUGGUGGGUCCCCAAGUGAUAGACAUGUUGAAGGCACUCGCUUCCAAAUUCCUGCCCAUUGCUGAGCUGCUGGACAUCCACCUGGCGCACUCCAGCCCAGCCUUCAAGGACACCUGUCCUAACACUUGGCUUGGAAUUGUUAAUAACAAACAGGCUUAA